AUGGCUUCAGAACAAGUUAGAGCUCCAGGUAGCAAACCUGGAGAGAAUAUGUUGUGGGGUGGUCGAUUUACUGGUGGUCUUGAUCCUCUCAUGGUUUCUUAUAACGAAUCAAUCUACUACGAUCGUGCAUUCCACACUCAAGAUAUUCGGGGUAGUAUUGCUUGGGCUCGUGCAAACCACAAGAAUGGCAUCUUGACUGAAGCUGAAUUCGCAGCAAUUGAGUCCGGGUUGAAGCAGGUCGAGGAAGAAUGGGUCGCUGGCACAUUCAAGAUCAUUCCUGGUGUGGACGAGGAUAUUCAUACUGCAAAUGAGAGAAGACUGGGCGAAAUUAUUGGCAAAGAGAUUGGAGGGAAAUUACACACUGGAAGAAGUCGAAAUGAGCAAGUUGCAACAGAUAUGCGAUUGUGGCUUAGGGAUGAGCUCAAAAAGAUUGAGAGCUUCUUAGUCGAUUACUUGAAGGUUGUGGCUGCCAGGUCAGAGAACGAGAUUGAGCAUAUCAUGCCAGGAUAUACUCACUUGCAACGUGCUCAACCCAUCAGAUGGAGUCACUGGAUGUUGUCAUACGGUUUGGCUUUUGCAACUGAUCUCCAAAGAUUGCGAGAAGUUAUCAAGCGAGUCAAUCGAUCGCCAUUAGGAUGUGGUGCUUUGGCUGGUAACCCUUUCAAUAUCGACCGUGAGGCAAUGGCCGAGGAGCUUGGUUUCGAAGGUCUUUUGUGGAAUUCUAUGUCCGCUGUUGGCGAUCGUGAUUUUGUCGUUGAGACGAUGCAAUGGGGUGCCACUCUUAUGUCACAUUUAUCAAGAUGGGCUGAGGAUCUUAUCAUCUAUGGUACCGGUGAAUUUAGCUUCGUUCGUCUGGCUGAUGCCUACUCCACAGGAUCAUCUCUGAUGCCACAAAAGAAAAACAGUGACAGUUUGGAAUUAUUGAGGGGUAAAUCUGGCAGAGCGUUCGGUCAAAUGGCAGGUUUGAUGAUGACAAUCAAGGGUCUUCCAAGUACUUACAACAAGGAUCUCCAAGAGAGUGUAGAGCCAAUGUUGGAUCACAUCAAGACAGUUGGAGACAGUAUCCAGAUCGCGACCGGUGUUCUCAGCACGUUGACUAUCAAUCCAGAGAAGAUGAAGGCCUCGCUAGACCCAUUCAUGCUCGUAAGUCAAUUCAAAGAUACAACUUGGGGAAAUGCUCUCGAGCCUAGUGCCACCGACUUAGCAGAUUAUUUAGUACGGGCAGGCGUACCAUUCCGAGAGACUCACCAUAUCUCUGGACAAGUCGUCGCAUAUUCUGAGAAGACUAAGAUUCCAAUGGAUCAAUUGACAUAUGAUCAAUUGAAAAGCAUUGAUAGCCGUUUCAAGGAGGAUGUUUCCGAAUGCUUUGACUAUGAGAAGAGUGUAGAAGCACGCCAAGCGGCUGGCGGAACCAGCAAGUCAAGCGUUGAGGAGCAAAUCAAGGUUCUGAAAAGCAUUCUUGGUUAA
Molecule: messenger RNA, 1467 nt
Organism: Botrytis fragariae
Lineage: Eukaryota; Fungi; Ascomycota; Leotiomycetes; Helotiales; Sclerotiniaceae
Product: putative argininosuccinate lyase protein
Exons: 6
Coding region: 1-1467 (488 amino acids)
Cellular component (GO): cytosol
Molecular function (GO): argininosuccinate lyase activity
Source: RefSeq, a predicted model, not a curated record